AUGGAGGCCACACUUCAAGAUGUGACCUCUUCGUCCAUCACGCAUGAAGCAUAUACCAUAGGUUGGAUUUGUGCUCUACCAAAAGAGUUGACAGCAGCGCGGGCAAUGUUGGAUGAUACGCACCCAGAUCUUCCACAGCCACCAGCGGACCCCAAUACAUACUGCCUGGGGCGCAUCGGCGAGCACAAUGUGGUCAUCGCCUCUUUGCCCAAAGGCGAAAUCGGGAAUAACAGUUCAGCAAGUGUAGCGACUCGUCUUCUGGCGACGUUCCCCCAGAUCCGAUUCGGAUUGAUGGUUGGCAUUGGAGGCGGUGUGCCUAGUGAGGAGAACGACAUCCGUCUUGGUGAUGUCGUGGUCAGCUCCCCAGUGGGUACCCAUGGAGGCGUGGUGCAGUGGGAUUUUGGGAAGGCGGCUAAAGGCGGCCUGUUUGAGCGUAUUGGCGCCCUGAAUACAUCUCCACGUUUGUUGCGGACAGCCAUCGCCAAGCUGGAGUCAACUCAUCAGAUGAGUGACAGUAGCGUCCCCGAAUAUAUUGCGGAAAUGUUGCGGAAGUACCCCAAAUUAAAAAUAUUUGCUGAACGAGCCACCCUCGUCGACGUGCUUUUUGACGCUAUUCAUGAUCAUGUCGAUGAAGGAGGGGACUGUAGCCGCUGCGAUUCGAAAAGAGCUAUCAAACGGCCACCGCGUGAGGAAUUUGUGGUGCACUAUGGAGCCGUUGCCUCAGGGAACAAAGUAAUCAAGGAUGGUGCGAUGAGGGAUCAAAUCAGUAGGGGCCUUGGGGGAGUUCUUUGUUUCGAAAUGGAGGCUGCAGGGAUGAUGAAUGAGUUUCCCUGUCUGGUCAUUCGAGGAAUUUGUGACUAUGCCGACUCUCACAAGAACAAGAAGUGGCAGGAAUACGCCGCUGUCACUGCGGCCGCCUUCGCAAAGGAACUGAUCAACUUCAUCCCGCAGAACCAAGUGGUCAACGCUGAGACUGCGAACGUGGCGAUGAAAGAAUUACUUGGCGAAGCAGUGCAGACCGCCCAGAGAGUUGAAUCAAGAGUUUUGGGUAUGAUUGAAUCUGUCGAUGUUGAAGAAAGAAUACUUGCCUGGAUGUCGCCAAUUAAGGUCUCGCCAAUCUAUAACGAUGCAAAGUCUCGCAGGUCUCCAGGCACAGGUGACUGGUUGCUGGCAUCUGAUGAAUUCACUCGCUGGCAAAGUUCGGCAUGUCCACUUCUGUGGCUUUUCGGGGUUGGUGCGUGUGUCUGCUCCAUGCUUCUGCUUAUCAAAAGCAAUGCUGACCCUAUGAGCAUUCAGCGGGGUGCGGAAAGACCUGUCUCUGCCCUCGAUAUGCCACAACAAAACGAUCAUGACACGAGACUUGCUUACUGGUACUUCCGGUUUGACGACGCCGUCACGCUCAGCGUCAGCAGUAUGGUGCGGUCCUUUAUCCGACAGCUGACCCCGUUUCCCCUUCCAGCCUCAGUAAGGAAGCUGUGGGACCAGCACAGAAGCCGGUCAAUGGAGCCAGAUGACAAAAUCCUUAUCGAGCUCCUUGAUAGUAUUAUUGGUGGCCUUGAUGAGGUCUACAUCAUUAUAGAUGCCUUAGAUGAGUGCCCCCGAGACAUGAACCGCCGCCAUGAACGAGAUAUCCUUUUCGGGUGCAUCAAGCAUCUCAUGCAGCAACACGGUCAAAGAUUAAGGAUAAUCGUGACUAGCCGACCUGAGCCCGACAUCCACGAUGCAUUAUUGGAAUACACUGGGCUUGACAUCGAGUUCAAUAUGAAGAGGGAUGUGCAGAAAUUCGUGGAAAAUGCGCUACAGGGAGAUCGAUGGCUUAAUGGGUGGACUGACACUAUCAAAAUGGAAAUUAAGGAGAAACUUCUAUCAAUUGCAGACAGCCAAUUCUUGUGGACUGACCUACAACUAGAAAGGCUCAAGGAAUGCCAUACACACGAUCAGAUCCGUGAAUAUCUGCGCACAAUGCCUCAAAGCCUGGAAGAUACUUAUCGAAAGACGCUUACGCGCAUAUCACCAAAAGACAUUUCUAUCGCUCGUCGGAUCCUCAUCUGGCUGACCACUUCCCUCCGACCGUUAACGUUGAAGGAGGUUGCGGCGGCAGCUGAUCUUAUACGGCCUGAAUCUGUGCUGCGCAUCUGUACCAGCACGCUGGUCACUUUAGUCUAUGAAGACUCAACGAAUCAGCUGAAUGCUACCCACCAGAUUGUGAAGCUCGCACAUUUCUCUGUGCGGGAAUUCCUGGUUUCUGCCGAUGAAAUAGGGCGACCUGAUGAGGCAUAUCCAUGGUAUUAUUUCUCAAAUCUAUCAGCGCAUGCCGCAAUCACCGAACAGACACUCGACACACUCCUUGAGACACAGAAAAUUGAUAUAAGCGAAGAAAUACUCUCGACAAAGCCCCUUAUUCAGUACUCUGCGGUAUUCUGGUAUCAACAUUUUCGAGCCAUGGAGCCAGAAGCGGAGGAAUACCCGGAUAUCACACGUCGUGUUGACAUGCUUUUCAGUCCACAGAGCUCCGGGGCUUAUAUCAAUUGGCUUCGACUGCAUAAUUGCGACGCUCCUGUUCCGAAUGGUUUUGAUUACACCCUGAAGUUAGAAGCUGUUUCUGAGCCCUUAUAUUACGCAUCGUUGCUGGGACUUCACACGACAGUGGCAAACUUGGUAGAAGCGGGUGCAAAUGUGAUGGCAAGUGGAAGGAUGUAUCGGAGUUCGCUUGUUGCAGCGUCCGUCCAUGGCUUCCCAGAGACCGUCAAUCAGUUGCUGAAAGCAAUCACCAACAUCGAGACAACUGAUGCCUGUCAAAUCGUGGCCAAAAUUUUAGGAAAGAACAUUGCCAAGACUAUGAGCGUCUUGCUGGAACGAUCUGGCUUAUUUCCAGUUACGGACGAGGUCUUCAGGGCUGCAAUUCAGAAUGAAAGAAGUGGCCCCCAGGUCCUCAAGAUCUUAACGCAAUACCAGGAGGAAAUUCCAAUCACGGAGGCGAUGAUCAAAACUGCAGCGGGGAACUGGGGGAGUGGAAGGCAACUGAUUAUGAUGCUUCUCGAUCGCUGCGUAACAGUUCCAAUCUCAGAGGAUGUGCUCAUGGCAGCAGUAGAGAAUGAGCAAUGUGGGAAAGAAGUGAUCAGUACCCUGAUUUAUCGUUGUUCGGCACAUAUGACCAUUACAGAGGCACUUGUGAAGUCAGCUGCGGAUAACAAACGGAAUAGAUACGUGAUCAACUUCCUUCUUGGGGGACCCGGUGCUGAGCCCGAGAUAAUGGAGGGUGGCAUGAUACAAAUCGCCAGAAGGUUUGAUAAAGAGAUAAUUCUGACUUUGCUCGACCGGUCCACGUUCAAACUUCCGUUAACUCACCAUGUCGUACUAGACAUGGCGAAGUUAUCUCCUAAAAGCGUGGUUGUAUGCCUUUUGCUUUGCCAUGGGAAUUUUCUUCCCAUCACAGACGAAAUACAGAGAGAGAUUACAAGGAGGUUUGGCGAAGAAUUGAUUGAUUUCCUACUCGACCAACGAAGAGCCGACAUUCCUGUCACGGAGAAAAUCCUGAAGGCUGCGGUAGGAAAUGACCUGGGGGGUGCGUUACUUUCGCAACAAAAACGAGGGUCACAGAUCACGCCGGGCAUUUUCAAACUCGCGUGCAGAAAUUGGAGAAGCGGAGAGGCGAUAUUGACAGCCCUCUUGAGGUAUCAAGAGACAGGGAUACUGCUUUCAAAAGAUCUUGUCAUCGCCGCUGCUGAGAACAGCAGAAGUGGAUCGAGGCUGAUUAUUGCUCUUAUCAAUCAUCAGAGAUUAGAUAUGCGACUGGAAGAAGAGGUUGUGAGGGAGAUUGUCCGGCGAUAUGAUAACGAGGUCAUCGAAAUUUUGUUUGACCGGCAACCAGAUAUCGAAUUGACAGAGACCACUCUCGUUGCUGCUGCAUGUAAUGUGAAAUAUGAAGGCAACCUCAUGGAGUUCUUGCUGAAAGCACAAGACUCUAAGCCCCCAAUCACUCAAGACGUGGUCGAGGCUGCAAUGAGAAAUACUGCUGUUGGGUUUGAAAUCAUCGAGCUCCUAGUGAAUGAAGGACUCAUGAUUCCCGUUACCAAGGAAAUAUUCCAGGCCGCCGAAGAUAAUAAGGAAUGUGGCAGCAGGAUCAUCAAAUUACUACUCGAUCGCCAACAUGAUGUCCCAAUUUCAAAGGAUUUGACAGAGUCAUUCGAAAUUGUCGACCUUGAUCAGGGCAGUGAUACAUUAGAAGGAGGAAACACGGAGAUCCUCACAAGCGCAGCAAUGAACGAUCAGUCCAAGGAUGGCGAAGACUCCAGGAGUUUUCACUCGGAUGAAUCGUCACAAGACGAGACCAAAGAACUUCUGGAAGACGAAGAUUCCAGUGCUGAGCAGCUGGACGUCGUGCUGACUUGCUUUGGCGCAUAA
Penicillium pulvis is the source of this 4404-nucleotide messenger RNA. Its product is annotated as 5'-methylthioadenosine/S-adenosylhomocysteine nucleosidase family protein. Lineage: Eukaryota; Fungi; Ascomycota; Eurotiomycetes; Eurotiales; Aspergillaceae. The record is from RefSeq and is a predicted model, not a curated record. Gene Ontology annotation, molecular function: catalytic activity. The transcript has 6 exons. Gene Ontology annotation, biological process: nucleoside metabolic process. The coding region runs from base 1 to 4404 and encodes 1467 amino acids.